AUGUCCAGAGCUGCGAAACUCACGCUGGCGGGUACAUCCAUAGGAGCCUUUGGGGUCGUUGCGCUUGUUCACUACCAGCAGAAUUCCGAGAAAGCUGCAAUGCAUGCUGGAGUGGUACGAGACAUUGAACAACAACGGGUCAAGAAAGAACGGCAGGCGGAUUUCGAGAUGCAAAAGGCGCUGGAGGAAGAGUAUAGAAAGGUGCAGCAGGUGCAUGAUGGUGAAGGAGGGCCGGAGAAAGCUAGGGGCAAGGGCUGA
Messenger RNA from Letharia columbiana, 258 nucleotides. RefSeq lists its product as uncharacterized. NCBI's taxonomy places the organism in Eukaryota, Fungi, Ascomycota, Lecanoromycetes, Lecanorales, Parmeliaceae. The record is from RefSeq and is a predicted model, not a curated record. The transcript is spliced from 2 exons. Gene Ontology annotation, biological process: mitochondrial respiratory chain complex IV assembly. Bases 1 to 258 code for a protein of 85 amino acids. Gene Ontology annotation, cellular component: mitochondrion.